AUGUGGAAUCCGUUCAAGAAGGCUCGCGGGACCAGCACGUCCGUCCCCGUGAACAAGGAUGGCAGGCAGAGGCAGAUUGAGCCCCUGCCAUUCUACGAGUGGGGGAAGCAUCAGCCCAGCUUUGGAAUGUCUCAGGUGUCUCUGCGCUUCAUCGAUCACUCAAACGUCUGGGAUGCUCGGCAGGACGUCAAGGCGUACCCGGAGUCGGCAGACAAGCGAGAGAUCUUGGCCGACUGCCUCAUGUAUCAGACCCUACACUGGCCAGAUGCGAAAACGGCCUUCUUCUUCCAUUCUGGAGACCUCGUUCGCGCAAUUGGCGAGGCAAUCUCGCUGACGCCCCCCAAUCAAGGGGCUCAGCUGCUUCGGCGGGAAAGCAAGCUGGCCAUGUGCUAUGAGAAGCGCUAUCGGCUGAAUGGAGACCGGGCCGACUUACGAUCCGGCAUCUCCCUGGCUGAACGUGUGGUGCGCCAGACACCCAGCUCGGAACCUGCGAAACCAGUCCGGCUCACGUGCCUCGCAAACCUAUAUGGCCAUCAAUUCGAGAGGGCUGGAAAUCCGAUGGAUGCCCGCAGCGCAGUCAAGUAUGCUGCUGAAGCAGUCGAGAUUGCCGAGGGACUGGAAUCAGGCGAUGAUGAUGCCGUAGCGCGACUCAGGCGGAAUCUCUCGGUUCAGUUGGAGAUGUGUGCGAACCGAACGGGGAGCCUGAGCGAUCUGGAGCACGCUAUCAAGGAGACGGAACAUGCGCUCGAGAUCUUGAGUGCCAGUAAUCCUGAUCGCCUGCUUUACAUCGCCGAGAUGGGAAACAUGCGUGUUAGGAAGUUCGAGAGGUCCAAGGAUUCCAACGACCUACAAAGCGGCAUAUCAGCCAUGGAACGCGCAGCUUCCCGCAUUCCGAAGCGCGACGCGAUGCUGCCAAGAGUGCUCGACAACCAGGCAAAUGGUUACCUCGUUCAAUACAAGUGUGAUGGGAAUAUGGAAUGCCUGACCCUGGCCCUAGAGACGGCCGAGGCUGCCCACAAAGCACAAUUUCUUCUUGAUCGAAACCACCCGCAGAUGGGGAGAUAUAUUAGCAGCGUGACCCAGUUAUACGCUCUUCGGGCUCAGAAAUCUGGCCGCCUGCGUGACGAGGGCAUGAUGGUGACCUUUGCCACAAACGCCGCGAAACGCCUUGAAUCUGGGCAUCCAGGCCAGGCUGAAGCCAUCGAAUGUCUGGGUGACGCGAUGGCUAUAGAGUUUAGCAGAGAGACUCGAGUGCCGUGGGAAGUGCGAGAAGAAUUCAAUCGUCUCCAACGUGAGCCUCAGGCGGGAAGAUCAGGGCCGAUAGAUAUACGCAGGAUCAACCAGACACGCACCAUUGUCCAGGUGGAAGAAACACCCUUCAAGGGCAUGAAUAAGGCGGAGCUCUACUAUCGUCAAGCGGCACAUCUUGAGAAUGGACAUCCCUUCACCAGGAUGCGUGCCUGCAAGAAACUCGGCGACUUGAGACUUAGAAACAGGGACUGGGAUGAGGCUGCAGACGCAUACGAGCUGGCCAUCAGUCUCUGGCCAAGGCUCAACCCACGGACGUUGGCAUGGGAGGAUAUGGAGUAUGUCAUCAGUAAGUUGUCUGGGUUGGGCCCUCUCGCGGCCACCUGUAUAUGCUUUUCUAACAAGCACGGGUCACCGUGGAGGGCUCUGCAGGCGUUGGAGUCUGGCCGCGGCAUCAUCGCCAGUUUGACCAUCGAGGUAUCAGAUCUGAAGAUGGAGAAUGGCGAGCUGUAUGAUCAGUAUAUGGAGCUGUGCUACAGGAUAUCUUGUCCACUGGUACCGAUCAGCAACGGCAGCUCCAAGGCCUCAAUGGCCGCUGCCAUAGCGCGCCGGAAUCAGCAGGUGGAGGAUCUCAAGUUGCUCGAGCGUAAGAUCCGCGACAUGCCGGGAUUUCAAAGAUUCCCGAGUACGAGCUUGGCCACCGACUUCACCGAGCUUGCUCGCGACGGCCCCAUCGUGUGUUUCAGCACACUUGGGGACCUUACAAAUGCGUUCCUCGUUAGUAGGCACCGAGUGGAAGUCAUUCCACUACACGACAUCACGCAGAAGGACCUCCAAGGUCACGUCAAUUUAUUGGUCCGAGGAAAGUCUCCCAAUCAAGGAGAUUCGACAGAGGAAGAUGAUGUAGAUUCAACGGAGGAAGAUGAAGUAGAUUCGAUCGAGGAAGAUGAUGUCGAUAAACGCAUAUCGGACACGUUGGAAUGGCUAUGGGACUUCGCGGUCAAGCCGGUGCUUCAACACCUGGGCCUUAUCAGCGAGACUCCUCCGGAGAGGCUUCCACGCAUUUGGUGGGUCACAAGCGGCCUCUUGGGUCUCCUGCCGCUCCACGCCGCUGGGAAGCAUUGGGACACUUCUAGAGAGAGUACCAUGGGCCAUGCGGUCUCCAGCUAUAUCCCAACCUUCAAAGCGCUGGCAUACCUCAGGAAAAAAAGGCCGAGGCCGCUGAAGGACCCGGGCACCGAGCUGCUCGUCGUGAGCAUGCCCGAGACGAAGGGUCUCGGGCCGUUGAAAGUCAAACCCGAGAUUAGAGGGGUGACUAGGAGCUUGGGGGUGAACCAGGUGAAGAGUUCGGUCCUAACCAACCCAUCUCGCGAGGAGGUGCUGGAGAAGUUGAAGUCGGCCACUAUCGCGCACUUUAUCUGCCACGGGAUUUCAGAGGCCGACAGCCCCUCGCAAAGCGGGCUGGAGCUGGAUGAUGGACGGCUGACGAUCCAAGAACUGGGCCAGCUAUCCCUCGACCAGGUGCAGAUCGCCUACCUCUCGGCAUGCUCGACGGCGCAAAACAAGUCGAGCACCAUCGUCGACGAAUCCAUCGCCGUGGCAAGUGCCUUCAGCUUGGUUGGAUUCCCCCACGUCAUUGGGACCCUGUGGGAGGCAAACGACAGGGUUGCAGUCAAGAUUGCCCCGAGAUUUUAUGACUUGCUCAACCAGAAGAUGCGCCAGGGCUUCAGCGAUGACGACGCUGUGGCACAUGCAAUGCAUCAUGCAACCACAAGUUUAUGGAAAAACAGGAUAAAUGGGCAGCAAAAAUUCAAUCUGUGGGUGCCAUUUAUCCAUAUCGGAGCCUGA
Fonsecaea multimorphosa CBS 102226 is the source of this 3096-nucleotide messenger RNA. RefSeq lists its product as uncharacterized. NCBI's taxonomy places the organism in Eukaryota, Fungi, Ascomycota, Eurotiomycetes, Chaetothyriales, Herpotrichiellaceae. The record is from RefSeq and is a predicted model, not a curated record. Gene Ontology annotation, molecular function: protein binding. The transcript has a single exon. The coding region runs from base 1 to 3096 and encodes 1031 amino acids.